AUGCAGUCCAGCACAGAGGCCCCUGCCCCUAGUUCGGUCUCUACCGUACACAAUGAACAUGACGAUGCAAAGGAAACGAAACUGGAUCCGGCCACUGGUGGUGGUUCAGAGACCCCCAUCAACGAGGACAUUGAUCCCCGCAAUGAAGUCCAGGGCGUCAAGUUGAUACUCAUCCACCUGGCGAUUUGUUUGUGCACCUUCAUCGUGGGCCUGGACUUUAACCUCAUUGCGACCGCCGUUCCCGUCAUCACUGCCGAGUUUGAUUCAACUCGCGAUAUUGGCUGGUAUGGUGCCGCUUUCAUGGUCGCUCUAUGCGCUACUCAGCCCUUGGCGGGCAAGAUGUACACGCUAUUUCCAAAGAAGCCCACGUACCUCAUCUAUGUCUUCUUUUUUGAGCUCGGGAGCCUUGUUUGCGCCCUGGCGCCGUCCUCACGCGCCUUGAUCGCUGGCCGUGUUAUUGCGGGCUUCGGCGCCUCGGGUAUAUUUGCAGGGGGCUUUACGAUCCUCACCACCAUCAUUCCGCUGCACAAGCGGGCCGUGUGGACGGGUAUCAUGGGUUCGACCUUUUCCAUCGCCAGCAUCGUCGGCCCAGUGAUUGCGGGUGGGUUGACACAAAACGUCACCUGGCGCUGGUGCUUUUAUAUCAAUUUGCCCAUCGGAGGCGCCGCAGCGGCCAUCUUCUUCUUCCUUGUCCACCUGAGACCGGCCCCGACCGAGAUGGCACCUCUCAAGGAGAAGCUCCUCAGCAUUGACGGGCUCGGCCUCGUGCUCUUUGCUGGAGCGACCACGAUGCUACUCCUGGCACUUCAAUGGGGAGGCGUCGAAUACGCGUGGUCUUCAUCGGUGGUGAUUGGAUUAUUCGUGGGAAGCGGGCUCGUUUUCAUCCUCUUCGUCUUUUGGCUGGUCCGCCGCGGAGAUAGUGGUCUGAUCCCGCCCAGGAUCUUCACUGUCAAUCGCAACCCUGCUCUGCUAUGCGCUGCCGCCUUCUUCGUCAAUGGCCCGUUCCAGACGAUCAUCUACUGGCUUCCUGUCUGGUUCCAGGGCGUGUUGAAAAACUCUCCUACUUCCAGUGGAGUCAACUUUCUUCCCACCGUGCUCGCGGAUGUCCUCGCAGCUUUCAUCGGUUCGGCGCUCGCGUCCCAGCUGGGAUGGUGGAAUCCUUUUGUUAUUCUCGGAUCCGUCACAGUCAGUAUUGGAAGCGGCCUGCUUACGACCAUCUACCCAGACGUAUCGGGUGCUCAUUGGGUAGGAUACCAGAUACUGGGUGGCAUGGGCUAUUCCCUGUCGUCUAACCUUUCACACCUUGCCAUGCAAACUUCACUCCCACAGGACCUCGUUCCUCUCGGCGCCUCGACACUCUUGGCCAUCAUAUCCACCAGCUGCGCCAUCUUCAUGGCCAUUGGCCAGGCAGUCUUCCAGCAGCUUCUCCAGAAAAAUCUUUCCCCUGUGGUACCGCAGGAUAUUAUCGACAAAAUCAUUGACUCGGGUGUGACCGACUUCAGCUCGCUGGUAGACGCUGAUGCGUUGCGAACAGUGGUUGCCAAGUACAGCCUGUCCGUCACUCAGGUUUUUUACAUACCUGCUGCAGCACCUGUCAUUUCCUUCUUCCUGAUACUUGCGUGCAAGUGGAUUUCGACCAAGAGUAAACAGAGUCCGGCACCCAAGACGGAGUUGAAUGAGAAAGCCGUGGAUACAGAACCGGGGUCUUCUGUAUGA
Pestalotiopsis fici W106-1 is the source of this 1716-nucleotide messenger RNA. RefSeq lists its product as uncharacterized. The transcript has 5 exons. Gene Ontology annotation, biological process: transmembrane transport. The record is from RefSeq and is a predicted model, not a curated record. NCBI's taxonomy places the organism in Eukaryota, Fungi, Ascomycota, Sordariomycetes, Amphisphaeriales, Sporocadaceae. The coding region runs from base 1 to 1716 and encodes 571 amino acids. Gene Ontology annotation, molecular function: transmembrane transporter activity.